UGAGGACAAGAAGAAGAAGCCGUAUUCCUGUCGGUAGGAAGGAUUGUGUUGUAACACCGCCUGUUCUCGCCGUGAAUGUGUUUGUAUCUUUAUUCAUUAGAAACUGAAUAAUUUUAUACCUAUUAGCUUGUUUUUCAUCGCUUACUUCGCCUAAAUGAGUGACCGUUAGCCGCCGGGGUAUAGCUUUUAGAAAUGGCUGCGGAUGAUAUUGACUAUAAUAUUGUGUUUCCAGAUGCUGGCACAUCAGAGAGGCAUUGGCAGGGGACAAAGGAGCCGGUUGUGAUCCUGCUGGGAUGGGCUGGCUGCAAGGACAAACACCUCUCUAAAUACAGCUCUAUUUACAAUGAUAAGGGGUGCGUUACCAUCCGCUACACAGCUCCCCUGAAGACCGUCUUCAUUUCUGAGACGUUUGGCUACAAGGAGCUGAGCAGCACUGCCCUGAAACUGUUGGAGAUCCUCUACGACUACGAAGUGGAGAACAGCCCCGUCUUCUUCCACAUCUUCAGUAACGGCGGCUUCAUGCUCUACCGAUACAUCGUGGAGCUGCUGCACAGUGACAAACAGUUCAGCUCCCUUCGUGUGGUUGGAGCUGUAGUGGACAGUGCCCCGGGGAGCGGGAACGUCCAAGGCGCCUUGCGUGCUCUCACAGCUACCCUGGGGCCCAAAAUAAGCCCUUUUCUGAAGUACAUCCUCCUGGCGCUUUUUGCAGUGAGCGUUUUCCUCCUGCGAAUCGUUCUGUACCCAGUGACAAAGUUCAUCCACAAAAACCACUAUGACGCAGUGGGAGACAGGCCACCCACCUGGCCUCACCUCCUCCUGUACUCCACAGCGGAUCAGGUGAUCAGACACAGAGACGUUGAGCUGUUUAUGGAGACCGUGACAAAGAAGGGCGUCCCGGUGCACAGCUGUGAUUUUACCUCCAGCGCCCACGUCUGUCAUUUUCGUGAUUUUCCCGAGCAAUACACGAGCAAGUGUCGUGACUUCCUGGUGGCUUGCAUGAAGGAUUUGGAAGGACCUGAAAUAAAAAAAAGACAUCUGGUUCAGAGUCAAUAGAAUGUCUUUUAAAGAAGAAAAGUGAAGAUAAUAGAACUACCAGGCCUUUCUUUUAAUCCUCAGUGGUUUCAAAAUCUAAAGAAUUGUAUCAUUUUCUUCUUCUAACUUCUGCUAAAAUUUAAUUUCAAGUUGCAGUUUACUGAAGAGGAGGGUUCCACCACUGUCCGCUCUAAAUCAGUUUUAACUAUGUUUGAAAUGGGCUGGCAAGACAUUCCCACAGUAGGAUAACCUCAGAAAUAUUUCCCCACAAACUUUUAACAGAAACAUGUAUAACAUGAACUAACUACUGUUACUGCUGCUAAAUAACACAUUGAUCAUUGCAGUCGUAAUAAUCAUCUAUAUCAUUUGCAGAGAAAUUAGAAUAUCUGAAAAAUAGUUCUAGUUAAUGAAUUAAAAAAAUGAAAACUAUAUUUGUCUUCUAGUGUAUGAAUGAAUGGGAUUCGGAUGUUAGUAUAAAGAUUAAAUGGACAACAAAAGGUCAACCAAUAAAUAAAUCCUAAAUAAAUUGAUUAAAAUGGCCGCUUCGGGCAUAGUUGGUAUAGCAGCAGUGCAGUUAGUCCCCACAUGAUCAUCAUAUUUUCUAAGUUAUUUUUACCAGAUGGUUUAAUGAAACCAGGAAGGCCUUGCCGUUCGCAAAGAUUUUCAAAAUAUUUAUGUUUAUGCUUGAAAAAAGAUAAUUAUCCACCUUCCAGCCCGUAUUAAUGUAUUCAGACUUUUUUCUGUAAUUGAGAUGAAUAAACCGACCUAACAAAAACCUAGAAUUCUUAAACAAAUACCUCUACAUUCCUCUCUUCUCUUUAGCCCUGCUAAGGCAUUUUUGGAGGGUUUCUCUGGUUCAAGCAUAGCCCAACUCAGAGGAAGGGACAGUUGUAUCUCAUGUUCUGGAUUUAUCUGAAAGUGGCGGCUUUUAAUCUCGACCGCCUUGGGAUUUCCCCCCAAAAUCCUUGAAUUCUCUGUUUUUCUGCAAGUUUUCCGGCUUCUUGUUUCCUUUUUUCCUUCCACUCAUUUUCUCCCAGGAUGCAGUACGGUUAUGAACAGGCAGCUUUUAUUAUGGUAACCCUCCUUGUGGAUGGUGUUGAUGACUUCCUGCUUAACCACUGUCAACUCAACAGCCAUAAGUACUCUACUAUUUGUUGUAAUUGGUAUUAAGAAAUAAUAAAAAUGUCUUGAGAGAGAGUUGAUUUUGGUUUUAAAAGCAGUAAUCCAUUAUCGUUAAAAGAAUCAGAACUAAAUGCUUGAAGCAUGUUUUUUUUCUAUGUGUAAUGAAACUGUAUAGUGAAUGAGAUUCGUGUUUCAUAUAGAAUUACUGAAAUGAAGUUAUUUGUAUUCUAAUUUAUUGAGAUAAUUUAGUGGUUUUUUUGACACUCCUGUUUUGCCAUGUUGAUUUUCACAAAGACAUAAUGAAUAACUCCCUGAUAACGCUGCUUAAUUAAACAAGCUGAAGAUGGUAGCUAGGCAACUAUUACAGCAGUUCUUCCCUUAUAACUUUUUUUUUUUGAACAGUUAUGCAAAGAGCCAAAAUUAUGUAUUGUAGCCUCCUUUCACCCAGCUGACCAGCAGUGUGCAGCUGCAGUCAUGGGAAGUACACAGAAAACUACUCUCUCCCGUACACUUCAUCUGUGGCAAAAUGUUUUGGUUUUUCCUUUCUGUGCUUUUGAAGUUUUUAAAACCUUGUUAUUUCCUGGAAACGGUUACCAGCCCAUGCUUUCUCAGCAUACGCUGUAGCUCAUAUUCUGUGGACAUAUAUAUGAGAGAAGGGUCUUCCUCUAAUGUGUUUUUAUACCAUGUAAACAUUUGAGAUUAGAAGCCACAACAGUUUAGAUACACUGGAACCUCUAUCCUGGAGUCUUUUUGGCUAAUUUAGUGCUGUGAAAUGUGAUGCAUUGUAAUUAGUGGAAAGUUUUUUUCUGUUUUGUCUAUUUAUGAAAUGUAAUUUAUGAUUUAUUACUAAAACAAGGGUGCUUUUCAAGGUUAAUGUCACAUGUUCAAGUGAUUUCGUCAUUAGAGGAGGUAUUAACACUGCUGCCUUAUGGAAGAAAUUUUGUCCAAAUGUAUUGAAGCCAAGCUAAUGAGUCAAAUAAAUCAAUCUAGUCCAUGACAAACCUUUGUGACGAUGAAUGUACAUGAAGCACAGCUGAUAUGUUUGAUUUUUAAACGGAUGUGCCUUCAAUAAACCAGAAUACCCAAG
Molecule: messenger RNA, 3241 nt
Organism: Cyprinodon tularosa
Lineage: Eukaryota; Metazoa; Chordata; Actinopteri; Cyprinodontiformes; Cyprinodontidae
Gene: tmem53
Product: transmembrane protein 53
Exons: 3
Coding region: 193-1053 (286 amino acids)
Source: RefSeq, a predicted model, not a curated record